AUGCCCGGAGGAAAGCCCCCUCGUAUGCGAUCAGCGUGCACCUCUUGUCACGCCGCCAAGGUCCGGUGCACAGGAGAAAAGACAGGAUGCAAAAGAUGUCUACAGUCAGACAUGACUUGCACGUACGAGGUAUCGCUCGUGGGCAGAAUGACCAAGAAAAGGCGGAGGCAGAAGUGCAAUGGCAGGGCUCACAACACGGAUGACGAGACCCCGGUUGAAUAUCUUCAUCCUCUAUCGAGAUCGGUUUCUUGCGGAGAUCAAAACUGCCUGGACCCAUGCAAGCUCGCCAUCAGCAGCCCUGGUUGUUACGACGACCCCUCAGCUCAGCAUCCGUACGACCACACCCUUGAUCAAACCGGAAACUGCAAUCCCCAGUCACAGUAUCCAGCUGUUGAACUCAGAAAUAACAGCGUGUACGGCCCCUACUCUGAAAUCGAAUCCAUACUCCCUUGUUUAAGACAAGCCGCCGACAUCCUACCCCUCAGCCCGGACUCUACCUGGCUUUCUCCAAGCACAUCAGACUCGCCGCCCAAAGAGCAAUGGAGCCCGGAGCCUCAAAGUACUUCGGUAAUUUCAGAGCUAUCUACCAUGCUAGAGUCGCUGGAAACACAAACACGGUCGAAAUCUCGGGCUCUGGAUGAGAUACUCCAGACCAACCGAGCCUGCAUGACCAGUCUCGGCAAGAUCCUAACCACAAGCGAGUACUCUAGCUACAGGAGUGGCGGAAUACUCGCAGUCUCCGCUUUGGAGCUCAUCAUUUACUCGUUUGAGGAGGCGGUCAAAUCCCAAGGAUGGGGAAGCGAGCCUAGCUCACAGAUUUGCGGAAGCUUGUCAAGCGUGAAAUUUGGGGUAUUCGAAGUGGAUCCCGAGGAGCAAGUUGCAAUCGUAAAGAGGAUAGUCUUCAAGGAGGUAAAGAACUGUCUGGAAAUAACCUUCAAAGCUGACGAAUAA
Messenger RNA from Fusarium keratoplasticum, 951 nucleotides. RefSeq names its product Zn(2)-C6 fungal-type domain-containing protein. Gene Ontology annotation, molecular function: zinc ion binding; DNA-binding transcription factor activity, RNA polymerase II-specific. Bases 1 to 951 code for a protein of 316 amino acids. Lineage: Eukaryota; Fungi; Ascomycota; Sordariomycetes; Hypocreales; Nectriaceae. The record is from RefSeq and is a predicted model, not a curated record. Gene Ontology annotation, biological process: regulation of DNA-templated transcription. The transcript has 3 exons.